Auxenochlorella protothecoides is the source of this 1416-nucleotide messenger RNA. Its product is annotated as putative V-type proton ATPase subunit H. Gene Ontology annotation, cellular component: vacuolar proton-transporting V-type ATPase, V1 domain. Bases 1 to 1416 code for a protein of 471 amino acids. The transcript is spliced from 5 exons. Gene Ontology annotation, molecular function: proton-transporting ATPase activity, rotational mechanism. Gene Ontology annotation, biological process: proton transmembrane transport. The record is from RefSeq and is a predicted model, not a curated record. NCBI's taxonomy places the organism in Eukaryota, Viridiplantae, Chlorophyta, Trebouxiophyceae, Chlorellales, Chlorellaceae.
AUGGCGGGGUAUGGAGAGGGGCUUGACCCGUAUACGACCCUGAACACCCCCACCAUCCUCCGCACCCGGGACAUCCCAUGGGACAUAUACAUGACGGCCCGGCUCAUCUCCGACCGGGAGCUUCAGUUCCUGAGGCGAUAUGACAAGAAGGAGCCCACAUACCAGACCAAGCUCCUGAAAGAGGCAAGGAACGGCGGCAAGCUGUAUACAAAUGCCUUCCUGACCGUACUGAAGAACGUCACCAAGGACGAGACCCUGCAGUAUGUCCUGGCGCUCAUCGACGACCUGCUGGACGUGGACCCCUCUCACGUCGCGCUGUUCCUGCCGCCCGGGGCCGAGGAGGACCAGCCAUAUGUUGAGCCGUACCCCAUCCUUCUCCGGCUGCUGCAGCGCCCCGACUGGUUCACGCAGGAGAAAGCGGCGCGCCUGCUGACCGCCAUCCUGGCCAGCCAGCUGCGGCCCAGCGCCGCGGCACAGACGCUGGACGUGUCGGCGGCCAGCCCGGCCGCCUCCGCCCUCACCGCCUUUGUGGACUGGCUGUGCGCGCAGCUGCGGCGACCCACCCACCCGCUGCUGGGCGUGCCGGCCGCGGCGCACUGCCUGGGCGUGCUCCUGCGCGACCCCGGCGUCAGGCCACUGGCCACGCGCGCCGGCGCGGCGGGGCUGCUGGGCGCGCUGGUUCGCGUGCCAGCUGGCGGCGUGAUCCAGAACCCCCAGCUCCUGUACGAGGCCAUGCUCGGCACUUGGCAGCUGUCCUUCCACAAGCCUGCGGCCGACCUCUUGGCCAACACCGCCACGGUGGGGGGCCUGGUGGACGCAGUGCGCGUGGCGCAAAAGGAGAAGCUGGUCCGCGUGGCGCUGCUGGCGUUGCAGAACCUGCUGGCGCACGGCCCUGCCGGCUUGGAGUUUGCCAUCGUGGACAAGGGCCUGCGCCGGGUGCUGGAGGUGCGCGCGACGCAGAGCUGGGACGACGGCGACGUGCCGGAGCUGCUGGCGGCGCUGGGCGCCUCGCUGGAGCGCGGCGUCUGCGAGCUCUCCUCGUUUGAGCGCUACCGGCGCGAGCUGCUGCUGGGCCAGCUGGCCUGGGGCCCGCUGCACACCGCCGACGACUUCUGGGCGCAGAACGCGGAGCGCCUGGCCGAGGGCAACGGCCAGCUGCUGCGCGUCCUGCUCAAGCUGGUGGAGUCGUCGCGCGACGCCACCACGCUGGCCGUCGGCUGCAACGACGUGGCGCGCUUCGUGGCCGCAUACCCGCACGGCCGUGGCAUCGUCACCGAGCUGCGUGGCAAGGAACUGGUCAUGCGCCUCAUGGUGCACCCCGACCAGGCCGUGCAGCGCCAGGCGCUGGCCUGCGUGCAGAGGAUCCUGCUGUCCAAGGACCACGCCUCCGCCCUGGUGGCGGGCGUGGGUGCGUGA